GUGUACCUGUUGGUACUUCUGCACUUCUCUACUUGUGUGGCAUGUGCGCAAAGUGUGGAGGAAUCUGCAAAAGACGUUGUAUUAAGCAAGGAAAAAAGAUUAAGAUAUAUUGAAAGUCAUAUUAAUGCCACACGUAAUAACACAUUUGUUAACUUGUUUAAAUGGAGGCGUGAAAGGAAAUUAUUCAGUAAUAAUACUGAACUUGCCAAAUCUGCUGCAGAGGAAGCCGAUAAUAUGUGCCAACAGAUUGAAACUGUGAUAAAGAAGAAAAGAGCGGGCACUCUGAAUGUAAGCGAUCUCGCUGGGAAUCUAACUGAAGGGUUGCUAAAGAAUGCUACAGAUGCAGUGCAAAAAGUCAGGGAUGCUGUUGGCAAGCUGAGAAGAUCAGCGUCCACGCUAAGGGAGUUGGGCAAUUCUUUUUAUGAGGCGUAUGACAAUUUGAGCAGUUUGAUAUGGGCUCAUAAGCCUGCGUUGGAGAGAUAUUUAAUUGCAAUUAAUGAUACAAAAGAGCAGGAAGUCAACAUGACCAAACAAAAGAUGGUCGCUCGAAAGAGCGAGAGGAAACGGAAAAAGGCAGAGACACUCAAGGAACGUGCCAUUCACGCCGGUAAACAGUGUUUUCAGUUUGAGAGGGAGGCGAAUUCGCAAGCUGUAAGUGCGGAAAACAAAAUGAGAAAGCUUGAAAAUCUUAUACAUCGGGUCAAAGCUCUCUUUCCAAUACAAAUUUCUCCAACCACGGCAAAGGUACCAGAGAAUGUUUCGCAAGAUGUGAAAAAUAAUCAAACGUCUGAGAAAGUGAGCAAAGUGCCCGAAAAAACCGAAGGGACCAACGGCGCCAAAGCGACUAAAGCCCCCGAAGUGACUGAAAAACCCGCAGUGACUGAAGUGCCCGAGGUGACCACAGAAGAGCCUAAGACAACUGAGAAGCCACGCACAACAAGGAAUGUGGAUGGAGCAGUAACUACCCCGUCAGCUACUGUCCACCCGAAGGAUGUCUUGCGUACGAUUGUCGCACGGUUAAGUGACGGCAGCAGCAGUCCUGCAUUGGUGCACAGUCCCUUAUUGCUGCUUCUUGUUUCGAUGUGUGUGCUGGGCUGCACUGCGGUGUUCUAA
Molecule: messenger RNA, 1113 nt
Organism: Trypanosoma theileri
Lineage: Eukaryota; Euglenozoa; Kinetoplastea; Trypanosomatida; Trypanosomatidae
Exons: 1
Source: RefSeq, a predicted model, not a curated record